This is a messenger RNA of Paraphaeosphaeria sporulosa, 1630 nucleotides long. RefSeq lists its product as uncharacterized. Bases 125 to 1537 code for a protein of 470 amino acids. Lineage: Eukaryota; Fungi; Ascomycota; Dothideomycetes; Pleosporales; Didymosphaeriaceae. The record is from RefSeq and is a predicted model, not a curated record. The transcript has 3 exons.
CAAUGGCCUUUGCCGUCUUGUCCCUGAGUGCCCCCCUGGAGUGAUACGCUCGCCGUUGGAGUGUCGCCGGUCUCUCACCACCUACACGUGUUCCGAAGCAGACGAGACCCAGUGAACGGACACCAUGGAGACGUCAGCGCGCCUAUUGACUCGCGGCCUCGCCUUCGGGGUGCUGGUGCUAUUGAGUGCCACAUCCGUAACCGCACACGAACACCACAUGGACAACAUACCAGAGGGCAGUGCUAUCUCCGACGACCCUAUUGACAGCAUACUAUGGACUCACAUUCUCGUACAGGCCGUGGCCUGGGGGAUACUAUUUCCCACGGGCAUGGUGUUGGGAAUAAUACGCUCGAGAUGGCAUGUUCCCGUUCAGACCAUCGGCUCUAUCCUCGCCCUCAUCGGUUACUUCCUGGGCCAUAAGCACAAAGGCCGGCAGUUUGCGCCCAACGCCCACGCCAAGUUCGUACCGACGCUCAUGUUCACGCUUCUCUCCCAGAUUAUCAUGGGAAUAUACCUGAAAUUGCAUCUGGAAAAAGGGAUUCACGGGAAGAUCAGGAAGGUGGUCGUCAAGGCACACGGAUGGGUGGGAAAGCUUAUGCCCAUCGUGAGCUGGGUCCAGUUCGUGUUGGGAGGCAUAGCCUCAAUGGGUUUCUGUCGUGCGGACCAUAUGGGCCAGUGUCUGGCGCAUUUCAUCAUGGGCAGCGCAUUCAUCGCAUACGGCAUUCUCCUUACCAUAUUGCUUUUGGUUGGACAGGUCUGGCUACGGAGGAGUGGACGCAGCCAAGAGUUCUUUGAUUCGCUUGUCAUCGCGGCAUGGGGCUGCGUCAAUACCUUCACCGAGCACCGCUGGGGCUCCGCGUGGGUCGGUAACGACCUGCAGCACACCACCAUGGGUAUUAUCUGGUGGUGCGCAGGCCUAGUUGGCAUUUGGCUCAGCCGUAGCAGGAACGGGAGGCCAAAGAGGAACCUCAUCCCCGGCAUUGUCAUUUUGCUGACAGGUUGGGGUAUGUCUGCACACGCCCAGCAUCUGCCUAUUUCCACCAUGGUCCACACCAUCUUUGGUUACACGCUUAUGGCCGCGGGGUUGACGAGAAUCAUUGAAAUAUCCUUUGUGCUCAAGGAUCGUAACACGCUUUCCGAGGACGGUACGGAUCCGAAUAGCUUCCAAUACCUGACUCCUUUCCUCCUGUUCGCUUCUGGCUUCCUCUUCAUGGGCGCCACCGAAGAACAGAUGCAGAUCCUUGCUGACGCUCACAUCACGCACGUGUCUUACGUCUUCAUCCUAUACAGUCUUGCAUUCCUACUUUUCCUCUUUGUUAACAUGUUAAUUCACCUCUACGCCGUGCAUGCGUGGGGUCAAGACACCAAGAAUGACGCGGAAGCUCCACGAGCAAAUGGCGCUCCCAAUGGUUACGCACGGGUCGAUAGCAGAGUCCGCGAUGCGGAAGAGUUCGAGCUCGAUGGCCUGGUCUCGGAGGACGAAGAUGCAGUGGCCAUCGAGGACAAGGAGCGACAGCCCUUAACUUCGCGCACAUGAUCACCUCUUACCAAUAUUUGAGUAUUGCAUUUUAUGUUCCACGCCAUUCCAAUACCACUUUGACUUGAGCUUUGUGACCCAGUAAUGUGAGAC